This is a messenger RNA of Pseudophryne corroboree (corroboree frog), 1263 nucleotides long. RefSeq names its product solute carrier family 25 member 27 (gene SLC25A27). The transcript has 10 exons. Gene Ontology annotation, biological process: response to cold; transmembrane transport. The record is from RefSeq and is a predicted model, not a curated record. Bases 111 to 1058 code for a protein of 315 amino acids. Gene Ontology annotation, molecular function: transmembrane transporter activity. Lineage: Eukaryota; Metazoa; Chordata; Amphibia; Anura; Myobatrachidae.
CAUUUCCCACCGUCCUCCCUCGGCCAGUGCGAGGCCAGAGGCCGGAGCCGCCUCCGCGACCCAUGUAGGUGUUGCUGGGAGUCCCGGUCUGCAGCACCCGGCUCCCGGGCAUGUCACCCGCGGGCGGCUCUGUGCCGGACAGAUGGCCCCGGUUCAGCAAGUUCCUCCUGUCCGCCUGUGCAGCCAGUGUGGCUGAGCUAGUGACCUUUCCACUGGAUCUCACCAAGACCCGGCUGCAGAUACAAGGUGAAGCUGCUUUAAAGCAACAUGGAGGAUCCGCUGCGCCGUACAGAGGAAUGGUGCGCACAGCGAGGGGAAUAGCGCAGGAGGAAGGAUUACUGAAGCUUUGGCAGGGAGCUACACCGGCAGUCUAUCGCCAUAUUGUGUAUUCCGGAGUCCGUAUGAUGGUCUACGAACAGCUGCGAGACUCCCCCCUUGGGAAAGGGGAGGAUGAGACCUUCCCUCUGUGGAAAGCUGUGGUGAGCGGGAUGUCGGCUGGAGCUAUUGGGCAGUUCUUCGCUAGUCCAACAGAUCUGGUGAAAGUUCAGAUGCAGAUGGAAGGGAAGCGGAGGCUGGAGGGGAAACCACCCCGAGUUCGAGGGUUCUAUCAUGCACUGGUAACCAUUGUGUCCAAAGGAGGAAUUCGUGGCUUGUGGGCAGGAUGGAUACCGAAUGUUCAGAGAGCCGCAUUGGUAAAUAUGGGAGACCUGACCACUUAUGAUACUGUCAAACACUUUCUGCUUCGGAACACAAACCUCAAGGACAACAGUGUAUGCCACAGCGUUUCCAGCAUAUGUUCAGGUCUGGUGGCGGCAACUUUAGGCACACCGGCUGACGUCAUCAAGACCAGGAUAAUGAACCAACCAAGAGACAAGCACGGGCGGGGGAUCUUGUACAAGUCUUCCACUGAUUGCUUUAUUCAAGCCGUACGCGGGGAGGGAUUCCCGUCCCUCUACAAAGGUUUCAUUCCUACGUGGAUGAGAAUGGCUCCCUGGUCGCUGGUAUUUUGGCUGACUUAUGAGCAGAUAAGACGAAUCGUAGGAGUUAGUUCAUUUUGAAUGAGGCGUGAAGCCACCAGCUGCAAGUAGAUGACAUUGGAAUAUGGACUGUGGAAAUAUGCAAUUUUUAUGGAUUAACGGACAACGCAAAAUUCUCAUUAUAAUGAUUUGUUACAUCUGCGAAGAUCAUGAGGACUUUAUUUUUACAUAGCAAAAGUACUGAGCUAGAUUUAUUUACACUGAAAAUAAAUAAUAAUAAACUUUU